This is a messenger RNA of Centruroides sculpturatus (bark scorpion), 643 nucleotides long. RefSeq names its product adipocyte plasma membrane-associated protein-like. NCBI's taxonomy places the organism in Eukaryota, Metazoa, Arthropoda, Arachnida, Scorpiones, Buthidae. The coding region runs from base 1 to 552 and encodes 183 amino acids. The transcript has 4 exons. The record is from RefSeq and is a predicted model, not a curated record. Gene Ontology annotation, biological process: biosynthetic process. Gene Ontology annotation, molecular function: strictosidine synthase activity.
AUGACGUGGGAGGAAGCUGAAGCCCUCGCCCAUGAUCGAAAUCGAUGGAAGAUACUUGUUGCCCGUUAUGAGAAACAGAAAGCAAUACCUUGCAGUCGUCCUUUAGGUUUAAGGUUCGAUGCCAAAGGUACCUUAUACGUAGCCGAUGCUCAAUUAGGACUUCUACAAGUUGAUAUUAAGAAAGGAACAGUCACAACUCUCGUGAGCACUGGCGAAAAGGUAGAAGGAAAGGAACUAAUGAUUCCAGAUGAUGUAGAUGUGGAUGAAAACGGUGUUAUAUACUUUAGUCACGUGUCCACUAAAUGGAAAUGCGACACUUUCUUUUAUAGCAUGCUAGAACACGAAAAUACUGGCAGGUAUUUAUCGAUAGAAAGCUAUUUCGAUAGAAGUCACGGAAUGAUUGUGGAAUUUGAUGAAGAUGGAAAAAUAAUUAAUUCUCUUCACUCACCAGAUGGGAAAAGCUCGUUAUUUUCUGAAGUACUAGAGUAUAAUGGAUAUUUAUACGUUGGAUCGUACGUAAAUCCGGUUAUAAUUAAAGUAAAACAGACAUAAUAUUAUUCGAAGGUGAUGAAUGUCAUCCAGUUUGUUAUACCGUAAAAUCAUUGUUAGAAAAUAAAAUUGUUUUUAAAUUUUUCCAAUAUUA